AUCAGUUGUUUGUCAGUUAUUUUGCUUAAUGGACAUGUCGCACUCCCUUGUCGAGAUAGAACGUAGCGAUUGGGCUCAGCUUAGGGAUCUUUAUGUCCAUAAGCGAACUGAAUCGGUCGGCUACCAGUGCCUGAAAAACUUCAUCAGUUGGAUAGAUCAAGAGCCAAGUGAGAGCAUUAAGUUGUUAUCGUUGGACGGCGACUGGAAAACAGAUGGAACUUUUAUUAUCGUUGCAAAUAUUGGCGGCUGUUUGAAGCACGUUUAUUUUAAUACUUUGACUGAGAACUUGGAACGCCUUAAAAUCGCACUGAAUUGUUUGGAAGGGAAAUCUGGGGACUAUUUGCUUUUUGGGUACAGCGCACAUCUUAUACCUGCGCUGGAAAACUUCGCGAAAAGGUUGACAGGUAAACCAUUAUUACCGGGCGAACAGGAGGAGACCGUCUGGUAUCAUGCCAGCAAGAAAUUAGUAGACAGUUUUACGAUCAACGUUCCGGAAGGUAUUAAAUUGGCCGAUUUGGUCAUUGAAAAUGCUGAGCAGAUAAAUGAAAUCUGGCCGCAUCGUGCGCCUGGUUCUGUGGAUUUUGUCAGGCGGCUAAUACUUUAUAAUGUAUCUGUGGGUGCCUUUGAUGGGGCUGGAAACUUGAUUGCCUGGUGUUUGAGGCUUCCACUUGGCUCGUUGGGAUUGCUGCACGUUACAGAUGGGCAGAAACGAAAGGGUCUAGGAAGCUUAUUGGUGCGCUAUAUGUCGAAGAAACUUGCAGAAUUGGGUGAUGAGGCCUUGGCACCUGUGGUGGUCAAGAACGUUGCCUCGCGUAGUAUGUUUGAAAAGUUGGGUUUCAGACAAAUCGAUAGUGUAUAUUGGAGUGCGGUUUAACAACAUACUCACACAUAACAAUUACGUUAUAGUAUUUUACCAAAUAAAAAUAUAGUUACUCUGUAAAUAAUCCCUAA
Messenger RNA from Scaptodrosophila lebanonensis, 951 nucleotides. RefSeq lists its product as uncharacterized. NCBI's taxonomy places the organism in Eukaryota, Metazoa, Arthropoda, Insecta, Diptera, Drosophilidae. The record is from RefSeq and is a predicted model, not a curated record. Gene Ontology annotation, molecular function: acyltransferase activity, transferring groups other than amino-acyl groups. The transcript has 4 exons. The coding region runs from base 29 to 874 and encodes 281 amino acids.